AUGAUGUUACUAUGGAAACGAGUUGUUCUGCUAUCAAUCACCGGAUGCCUUGCAGCCCGUGCAGACGAUGUCAUAUUUCAAGGGCCGAAAUGGACAACAGAGCCCAGUGACCUAAUUUUACCCAUCAACUCCGCAGACCAACAAGCUACCUUUAGAUGUGAAGCCCAAGGAAGCUCUUCACCACAGUACAGAUGGUCACUAAACGGAACACUCAUUGAUCUGGUGAAUGACUACCGGCGUCGCAUGUCUGGGGGCAACCUGAUCAUUAGCAGUCUGGACAGGGACCAGGACACAGGAAUCUACCAAUGCAAUGCCUUCAAUGCACGGGGAUCCAUCCUCAGUCACAGAGCCAGCCUUCAGUUUGCAUACCUUGACAACUUCAAAACCCAAAUUGUAAGAAGUGCCGUCAACGUCCGUGAGGGCCAAGGAGUGGUGUUGCUAUGUGGACCCCCGAUGCAUUCUGGCGAGUUGACUUUUGCGUGGAUCUUCAACGAGUACCCAUACUUUGUCCAGCAAGACACCCGUCGUUUCAUCUCUCAGGAGACUGGUAGUCUGUACUUUGCCAAAGUGGAGCCCUCGGAUGUGGGCAACUACACCUGUGUGGUCAACAACACUUUCACCGGUGAGAAGGUUCUGAGCUCUCCCACGCCGCUGGUCCUCCGAAACGAUGGUGUGAUGGGUGAAUAUGAACCCAAAAUAGAAGUUCAUUUCCCUGACUUACUUCCAGCUGCUAAAGGAUCGGUGGUGAAACUGGAAUGCUUUGCUCUGGGAAACCCUGUCCCAGAAAUAAGCUGGAGUAGAACAAGUGGAGUCCCGUUCCCCAGCAAAGUCAAAAUGAGGAAGUCCAACGCUGUCCUUGAAAUUCCCAAUUUCCAGCAAGAAGACACAGGGACAUACGAGUGUGUGGCGGAGAACAGCCGUGGCAAAAAUGCUGCACGGGGUCGCAUUUCUUUUCAUGCAAAACCACAUUGGCUCCAGACAAUAACUGACAAGGCUCUGUCCAUCGAGGAGAACCUAUUCUGGGAGUGCAAGGCCAAUGGGAAGCCCAAGCCAUCCUACAGCUGGCUGAAAAAUGGAGAAAGUUUAAUGAGUGAGGGUCGAAUACAAAUGGAAAACGGGGCCCUCUCUAUAGCAGCUUUAAACCUAUCAGAUGCCGGGAUGUAUCAAUGUGUGGCUGAAAACAAACAUGGCAUUAUUUAUUCCAGUGCUGAACUAAUGGUGUUAGCUUCACCUCCGAGAUUCUCCAAAAGUCCGUUAAGGGCCUUGCUAAAGGCUCGCUCGGGCAGCAAUGUUAUUCUUGAGUGCAAGCCUCAGGCCUCACCCCCUGCGAUUAGCCUGUGGAAGAAAGGGAAUGAGAUCCUGCAGAGAACUGAGAGGAUUACUAUGCUUCCCAAUGGGACUCUAAAGAUCGUCAAUGUAACCAGAUGGGAUGCAGCCAGCUACACGUGCAUUGCUAAGAAUCAGUUUGGGACUGCAAGCACAACUGGGAGGUUACUCAUCACUGAGCCCACCCGAAUCACCCUGAGGCCCACUAACAUGGAGAUUAUUGUUGGCGAGAGCAUCGUAUUGCCCUGCCAGAUUGCUUGUGAUCCAGCGCUGGAUGUCUCUUUCUCCUGGGCAUUCAACGGCCAACUCAUUGACUUCCAGCGGGAUGGCGAUCAUUUUGAAAGAGUGGGCGGGACCAUAUCUGGGGAUCUGAUGAUUCGUAACAUCCAGCUAAACCAUGGAGGGAAGUACGUUUGUGUUAUAGACACAGAAGUGGAUAGCCUGUCUGCCUCCGCCAUUCUGGUUGUCAAAGGCCCCCCCGGUCCUCCGGACAAGGUGGCGGUAGAGGAGAUCACAGACAGCACGGCUCAACUGUCCUGGACCCCUGGCAGGGACAACGGCAGCCCCAUUACUGGCUACAUCAUCCAAGGCAGGACUCCCUUUACUGUAGGCUGGCAAGCUGUGGACACAGUGCCUGAGGUGGUAAAUGGCAACAUGUUGACAGCCACAGUGGUGGGUCUGAAUGCCUGGGUAGAGUAUGAGUUCAGGGUAGUUGCCCGCAAUAGUGUUGGCAUGGGAGCCCCCAGCCCACCUUCAGUGAAGACCAGGACAGAGGAUGCCAUGCCUGAUACAGCUCCCACUGAUGUCGGAGGCGGAGGUGGCACAAAGUCCGAAUUAGUGAUAACAUGGGAGCCUGUGCCUGAGGAACUGCAGAAUGGAGAGGGCUUUGGGUACAUCAUCGCCUUCAGGCCAGUGGGCACCGUCACAUGGACGAGAGCUGUUAUAUCCACACCCGGGUUGGCACGUUACAUCUUCCGCAAUGACACCAUCCCACCCUUCUCACCUUUUGACGUCAAAGUAGGGGCAUACAACAACCGUGGAGAAGGGCCUUUCAGUUCUAUUGCCACCGUGUACUCAGCAGAGGAAGUCCCCAGUGUGGCUCCUAAGAGGGUUAGGGCCAGAAGUGUGUCUGCAGCUCAAAUUGAAGUGAUCUGGGAAGCUCUUCCUGCCAUCCCUGAACGAGUACUCGGAUAUGAGGUGACAUACUGGGAGGAUGACACCAAGCCUGACACGGUUGGCAGAGUGAGAAUAUCUGAGAACUACACACUGGUUAAUGUCACAGGCCUGAAAGCGAACACGCCAUAUUACCUCGCUGUGGCUGCUUUUAACACAGCUGGCACUGGGCCCCAAUCAGCGCCCAUCAAUGCCACCACGAAGAAACCAUCACCUGGUCAGCCUCCAAUCAAUGUUGAAUGGACCAUGACUGGUUCCACACUAACCCUACACUGGGAUCCUGUUGUAGCCACAGAGUCCGAGGCAGAGGUCACUGGAUAUAUGGUUCUACUGAAAAGACCUCAUUUCAACAAUGUCAACAGUGUCAGGACUAACAAAACCACCAUAGAGCUCACUCUCUCCGCCAGCGACAACUAUCUCAUCCAGAUUAAGGCCCUGAGCGAGGGCGGUGAAGGUGUGGGAAGUGAACCCAUCCACAUCCAUAGAAUAAGCAUGGGAGCACGGGGCUCGGGAGCGGCUCGUAUCAGCCGGAUGUACCUUGCUGCAGUUCUUACCAGUGCACUGCUCAGCUCCUUCUGGUGA
Molecule: messenger RNA, 3081 nt
Organism: Lampris incognitus (smalleye Pacific opah)
Lineage: Eukaryota; Metazoa; Chordata; Actinopteri; Lampriformes; Lampridae
Gene: cntn3b
Product: contactin 3b
Exons: 22
Coding region: 1-3081 (1026 amino acids)
Biological process (GO): cell-cell adhesion; brain development
Molecular function (GO): cell-cell adhesion mediator activity
Source: RefSeq, a predicted model, not a curated record